Durotheca rogersii is the source of this 934-nucleotide messenger RNA. RefSeq lists its product as uncharacterized. Bases 408 to 890 code for a protein of 160 amino acids. The transcript has a single exon. NCBI's taxonomy places the organism in Eukaryota, Fungi, Ascomycota, Sordariomycetes, Xylariales, Xylariaceae. The record is from RefSeq and is a predicted model, not a curated record.
CACGGGGGUAUCUCUAUCCUCUUCUAUUUUAUAUUCUUUCGCCGACGCCGGCGGCAGACGACGGCGACGAAGCUAGUUUAAUCGCAACGUCUCCGGGGGCUCGGAGGCGGGAAGGUAGGAAGACGGACGGAAUUCUCGCGGCAACGGUGUGGACCAACCUGGCUGCUUCCCGGUACCUUACUUGCCUGUCUAUCCCGUCGUGCUUCGUGCCUAGGUGAAAUGCGUGUGCCCUCACCUGCGAGACGGCCCGCGAACGGUGGCCCAGUUCCCCCUCUUUUCCCAACCCACGCCGCCUCCGCUCGCAAGCAACGAAUGCCCCUCCGGCAGACGGGCGCGCGCGGCGGCCCGCCGUGCCUCGUGGUCUCGCUCUCACCCCCCCUCACUCUCUCUCUCUCUCUCUCUCCUGCAUGUCUCUGGCCACGGCAUGCACAGCGCCACCACCGACCUAUAUAUGCCUGGUAGGUACCUACCUAAUGUAUGUAUGCGUAUAUAUGUAUAUUGGGGGUACUACAUCCGGGCCGAGCCGGGCAUGCGCACGUACGCUUGUUUGCAGUAGAAUAAAUAGCAUCGCACUGCACCCAGGCCUUUUCGCCUGGCGCACACGUGCGCGGGCAGGGCCCGACCCGAAUGGUGGAGGCGCGCAAUGCGUCCGGCGGUGCUCUUCCGGUGGUGGUGGCAUACGACGGCCAAGGGAAGACGGGACAAGAGAGAGAGAAAAAAAAGGGCCCGGACGUCUAGGCGCUCGCUCGCUCGCCCCCUCCCCCAAGCCAGUGUGGGAGAGGAGGGCGAGUUCGUGGGUGAGAACAAGGAGGAGAAUCACAGGUGCGAAGACGUGGGACGCGGGACGAAGAAGUGGAUGGGUAAUCAGGUCGAUAAUAAGAAGUAGAUAGCGCCUAUAAUACCGAGAUAGGAAGAAGAAGAGGAAUGAGAAGAA